Molecule: messenger RNA, 5031 nt
Organism: Columba livia (rock pigeon)
Lineage: Eukaryota; Metazoa; Chordata; Aves; Columbiformes; Columbidae
Gene: INTS2
Product: integrator complex subunit 2
Exons: 24
Coding region: 58-3633 (1191 amino acids)
Biological process (GO): snRNA 3'-end processing
Cellular component (GO): integrator complex
Source: RefSeq, a predicted model, not a curated record
UUCCGCGCGCCUCCCGCCGGUUGGUGCGCGGGGGGAGCGGGCGGCGCCGCCGCCGCCAUGGCCGAGUGCUCGGGCCUGCAGUUCGUCAGCCCCUACGCGUUCGAGGCCAUGCAGAAGGUGGACGUGGUGCGCCUGGCCGCCCUGAGCGACCCCGAGCUGCGGCUGCUGCUGCCCUGCUUGGUGCGCAUGGCGCUGUGCGCCCCCGCCGACCAGAGCCAGAGCUGGGCGCAGGACAAGAAGCUCAUCCUGCGGCUCCUCUCGGGCGUGGAGGCGGUGAACUCCAUCGUGGCCUUGCUCUCCGUGGACUUCCACGCCCUGGAGCAGGACGCCAGCAAAGAGCAGCAGCUCCGGCACAAGCUCGGAGGAGGCAGCGGAGAAAGCGUCUUGGUGUCGCAGCUGCAGCACGGGCUGACGCUGGAGUUCGAGCACAGCGAUUCGCCUCGGCGGCUUCGGCUCGUGCUCAGCGAAUUACUGGCGAUUAUGAACAAGGUGUCGGAAUCAAAUGGUGAGUUUUUUCUCAAGUCUUCUGAGCUCUUCGAGAGUCCUGUUUAUCUGGAGGAGGCAGCAGAUGUUCUCUGCAUUUUGCAAGCAGAGCUGCCGUCGCUGUUGCCGAUAGUUGAUGUGGCCGAAGCUCUGUUGCACGUUAAGAACGGAGCCUGGUUCCUCUGCCUGCUGGUGGCCAACGUUCCCGACAGCUUUAACGAGGUCUGUAGGGGUUUGAUUAAGAACGGUGAGCGGCAGGAUGAGGAGAGUGUUGGAGGCCGUCGGAGAACAGAAGCUCUUCGCCACCUGUGUAAAAUGAACCCUUCUCAAGCUCUGAGGGUCCGAGGCAUGGUGGUGGAAGAGUGUCAUCUGCCAGGACUUGGUGUGGCUUUGACCUUGGAUCACACCAAAAAUGAAUCUUCAGAUGAUGGAGUGAGUGACCUGGUGUGUUUUGUGAGUGGUUUGCUGCUUGGAACAAAUGCAAAGGUUCGAACUUGGUUUGGAACUUUUAUCCGGAAUGGCCAACAGAGAAAAAGAGAUAAUAUCAGUUCUGUGCUUUGGCAAAUGAGGAGGCAGCUGCUCCUGGAGCUCAUGGGAAUCCUUCCCACGGUUCGCAGCACACACAUUGUUGAAGAAGCAGAUGUCGAUACGGAGCCAAACGUGUCCGUGUAUUCAGGACUGAAGGAAGAGCACGUCGUGAAAGCCAGCGCAUUGUUACGUCUCUAUUGCGCUUUGAUGGGAAUUGCUGGGCUGAAGCCGACGGAUGAAGAAGCCGAGCAGCUCCUGCAGCUGAUGACCAGCCGGCCCCCCGCAACUCCAGCUGGCGUUCGCUUUGUGUCCCUUUCCUUCUGCAUGCUCCUGGCCUUCUCCACGCUCGUCAGCACCCCAGAGCAGGAGCAACUGAUGGUAAUGUGGCUCAGCUGGAUGAUAAAGGAAGAAGCUUACUUUGAAAGCAUUUCUGGCGUGUCAGCUUCUUUCGGAGAGAUGCUUCUCCUGGUAGCCAUGUAUUUCCACAGCAAUCAGCUCAGCGCUAUCAUCGAUUUGGUCUGUUCCACUCUGGGAAUGAAGAUUGUUAUUAAGCCCAGCUCGCUCAGCAGAAUGAAGACAAUCUUCACGCAGGAGAUUUUCACUGAACAGGUUGUUACGGCCCACGCGGUUCGUGUGCCCGUCACGGGCAAUCUCAGUGCCAACAUCACUGGGUUUUUACCUAUUCACUGCAUUUACCAGCUGUUAAAAAGUCGAUCAUUCACCAAGCACAAAGUCUCCAUUAAGGACUGGAUCUAUCGGCAGCUCUGUGAAACCACCACCCCGCUCCAUCCUCAGUUGCUUCCUCUUAUUGAUGUCUAUAUCAACUCCAUUCUCAAUCCUGCAACUAAAUCCAACCCAGAGGCCACAAAUCAGCCUGUCACGGAACAGGAGAUACUGAAUGUUUUUCAAGGACUCUCUGGGGGGGAAAAUACUCGUCUUGGUCAACGAUACAGCAUCACAACGCAAUUGCUUGUCCUCUACUAUGUGCUGUCGUACGAAGAAGCACUUCUGGCAAACACAAAGAUCCUGGCUGGUAUGCAGAAAAAACCCAAGUCUUACUCCUCAGCAUUGAUGGACCAGAUCCCGAUCAAGUACCUGAUCCGGCAGGCGCAGGGGCUGCAGCAGGAGCUGGGAGGUUUGCAUUCCGCACUGCUGCGCCUUCUUGCAACCAACUACCCACACCUCUGCAUCGUGGACGACUGGAUCUGUGAGGAACAGAUCACGGGCACCGAUGCCUUGUUGAGGAGGAUGCUGCUUACAAACAUCGCCAAGAAUCACUCUCCCAAACAGCUCCAGGAAGCGUUUUCCAUGCUGCCUGGAAAUCACACCCAGCUGAUGCAGAUCUUAGAGCAUUUAACGCUUCUCUCAGCCGGCGAAUUGAUCCCAUAUGCAGAAGUAUUGACAUCAAAUAUGAAUCUCCUGCUGAAUGCUGGAAUCCCUCGGAGGAUUCUUCAAACCAUCAAUAAACUUUGGAUGGUUCUUAACACCGUCAUGCCGAGAAGGUUGUGGGUGAUGACUGUUAACGCUCUGCAGCCCUCAGGGAAAAUAGUCCGACAGCAGAAAUACACUCAGAUUGAUCUGAUGAUCGAUCCUCUGAUUGUACUGAGAUGUGAUCCCAGAGUUCACAGGAGUCCUCCUCUGAUGGAUAUAACCUUACAUAUGUUGAAUGGGUAUCUUCUUGCUUCCAAAGCUUACCUCAAUUCUCACCUAAAAGAAACAGCGGAGCAGGACAUUAGACCGUCACAAAACAACACGAUGGGUCCAGAGGCCCCAGAAGUUACCAGGGAAGAAUUAAAAAAUGCAUUGCUUGCUGCUCAGGACAGUGCUGCUGUGCAGAUUCUUCUCGAGAUCUGCUUACCUACAGAAGACGAGAAAGCCCAGAGCAGCAACCCCCACAGUUUGCUGAAGAGCGUUUGUGGUGCCACGGGCCCCAAGAGCCCCGAGCCAGAAGAAGAAGAUAGUUUGCUGUGCAACCUUCGCGAGGUCCAGUGUCUGAUCUGCUGUCUGCUGCAUCAGAUGUACAUCGCUGAUCCCAACAUAGUCAAACUCGUUCAUUUCCAGGGUUACCCAUGUGAGCUGCUGGCACUGACGGUGGCGGGGAUCCCGUCCAUGCACAUCUGUCUGGAUUUCAUACCCGAGCUCAUUGCCCAGCCCGAGCUUGAAAAACAGAUAUUUGCCAUCCAGUUACUCUCAUUUUUGUGUAUCCAGUACGCGCUGCCCAAAUCUCUGAGCGUGGCUCGUUUAGCGAUCAAUGUGAUGGGAACCCUGCUCACAGUUUUAACCCAGUCGAAGCGCUAUGCGUUUUUUAUGCCGACCCUGCCUUGUUUGGUGUCCUUCUGCCAAGCCUUUCCUCCUCUCUAUGAGGAUAUUAUGUCUCUGCUGAUACAAAUAGGACAAGUUUGUGCCUCUGAUGUUGCUACGCAGACAAGAGACUUCGACCCGAUUAUUACACGGCUCCAGCAACUCAAGGAGAAACCACAUGAGCUGUCAGGACUCUGUACCGAUUCACUUAACAAAAGUUACUCAAGGGACGUCACAUGCUUGGACCCUGAUGUUCGGUUGUGCCAAUGUGUUGAAAAUACAAUCAUUGAAAUAAUUAACAUGAGCGUAAGUGGAGUUUAGGAAGAACACACAAUUGUACUGUAGCUUGUCCCAUGGUCUGUGGUGCUUAAAAUUUGGAGAAAGCUGCAAAAGUGGAUUGAGGAACUGGAGCACAAGACGUCCGUGUUUUUCAAAAUUCAAUUCAGUUAUGUCUGAAAAGAAAACAAUUAUUUAAAGAGGCUUAUGUUGCUUCCAGUGAAAAGUUUUGAGUCUGAUAUCAGGGGUUGGUAAAUAAUUUCCAGUGUAACUGAGCAUCACUUUCAGGCUCGUUCAGUUUCUGAAGUGAUACAGCAACACACUUGAAAGGGUUUUAUAACACCCUGAAAGUAGUGGAUGCGUCAUUUGUUGAGCAAACAGCAAAACAAUAGGUAGGAAGAAGUGAAUAUUCACCUGCUUUUCUGAAGUUAAAUGAGCUCUUGUUCAGGGCCUUGCAGAGCAAGAUGGAAUAAAAUAUUCCAAGGAAGACUUGAAAAAUGGCAUAACUUGCACCAUGACACACAGCCAGCCUUCAUGAAAAAUACGAAACCGGUCUAAAAGUUGAUUAAAAGAGAAGUACUGCUGCCAAAAUGAGCUGUAUUUAUGUGAUUUUUAGAGAAUAUGCAUUUGUAGUGCAGCUCAGGUGGUUUAGUUUAAAAGAGAUGAGGAAGACUUCAAGAAGUGCGUAGGUAUCUUAAGAUAUCAUUAGGAUAAGAUUAAAAAAAAGGAAAUCGGUGUUGGGAGUGACGGUGACAGAAGCUGAAUUGCCCUGUAAUGAAAGGAACGAUGGAUUUCAGCCGUACCAAAGUGGUUUCAUGCAGCUUGGAGGACAGGAAGGCUGAAUCCUUUGUGCUUCGUGCCUGAAGCUGCUGGUUCUGCCAUACAAACGCUGCAGGAUUUAGCCUCGACAGAUGUGUUUUGUGGCUUUGCAGAAGGGGUGCAAUAUUUGGGAGCUUCUUGAAGGUUGCACAAGCUCUUUUUGGAGGCAGCACGUGUUUUUGUGACAGAAAAUUAAAGUUUGGCUGUUGUGCCAGAAUUGGGUACAGUACUUCGACAUACAUGAACUGCUAAACUAGUCAAUCCAGCACUGGCUGUUUCCUUAAACGAUGGCAUCCGGGGUCCUUAAAUCAGUGAUUUUUUUUUGCAAUUAAGACCAAUUUUUAUUCUAGAAAUAAUGGUCUGAUUCUUUGGUGUGGCCCUGAGGGAGUUUUGUGUAGUUUGGCUUCUGCUCCUGCAGGACAGCGAUGGGGGAAGCCCCACAAACACUCAGGUUUGCACUCCAGCACUGUAACCAUCUCAUAACAAAUAUCGUUUUUGUCAUCUUGAUGUAAAGUAUGUAAAUAAUCCAAAUGUAUGUAUUUUUUUUUUCCUUCUUUUCUGAGUGUAAUUUUAUAUGCUGUAGUGGUAUUUAAAUAAAAAAAAAUAGUGUAUGAUUUGGAUCAA